Juglans microcarpa x Juglans regia is the source of this 1366-nucleotide messenger RNA. RefSeq names its product 50S ribosomal protein L22, chloroplastic-like. Bases 355 to 1179 code for a protein of 274 amino acids. The record is from RefSeq and is a predicted model, not a curated record. Gene Ontology annotation, biological process: ribosome assembly; translation. The transcript is spliced from 7 exons. Lineage: Eukaryota; Viridiplantae; Streptophyta; Magnoliopsida; Fagales; Juglandaceae. Gene Ontology annotation, molecular function: structural constituent of ribosome. Gene Ontology annotation, cellular component: mitochondrial large ribosomal subunit; ribosome.
UCCUCACUCUCUCACUCAGCCUCUCUGCCUGGCAGCCUCUCUGCAUCUCUGCCCUCUCACGCGGCCACGGCCCACGCCGUUGCACUGUGCACAUCUCGCCGUCGCCCCCUUAGCCAGAUUCCCCUCCCUCUUGCCGUCGGCCCCUCAGAAACACAGACCCGCUCUCUCGCCGUUGCACCUCCCCUCACGGCCUCACCUCUCGAGCCGUUCACGUCGCACACACAUCCCCUCGGCCCCUUUCUCAACGCUGCGCUGCCCUCUCUGUCUCUCACCGUCUCACGCAGCCCUCCCAUCUCUCACGCAGCCGGCAGCCCCUCUCUCACGUCUUUCUGUCUUCGACGAUAAUUUGAGGUCAUGGUGGGCUGGCAGAGACAAAUACAAUUUGUACUUCGUCGCUUUGGGAAAAGAGUGGAAUAUAAUUACAAUGCAUCUGCCAACUUUUCUUCGGUUCGCUUGGAAUCCUCCACUUUUACAAGUGAGUUACCUUAUUUGCAGAGACUAUGGAGACCACCUUCUGCAAACAUCUCAAGGCCUUUGUAUCAAUAUUUUCAACAAUUGGGAAUUUCUAGUUCAAGGAAGUUACUAGCAGAUUUGUCUGAAGAAUCAGCCAUCCCAUCUCCAUUGACUCCUGUGUUGGCAUUAAACAGUGGAAAAAGUGAUGACCAGAACCUGAAAGCAGUCUCUAAACCUUCUAGGGUUCAAGCUGUCUUAAAGGGCAUUAAACAGAGUCCAAAGAAGAUCAACUUGGUUGCUGCUUUAGUUCGUGGCAUGCGAGUUGAAGAUGCAUUGUUGCAGUUGCAAGUGACAGUAAAGCGAGCUGCAAAGACUGUAUAUCAGGUUAUUCACUCAGCCCGAGCAAACGCAACACAUAACCAUGGGCUGGAUCCAGAUCGUCUCCUCAUUGCUGAGUCAUUUGUUGGGAAAGGAUUAUUUAAAAAGAGGGUUUCCUACCAUGCUAAAGGAAAAUGUGGAAUCAAGGUGAGACCCGAGUGCCGACUGACAGUAGUAGUAAGGGAGAUGACCGCUGAAGAGGAGGCUGAGAUAGCCAGACUGAGAGUCCACAAUUUCCGCAAGCUCACUAAGCGAGAAAGGCGGCUUGUACCUCAUAAGCUUAUUGAGACAACUCCAAUCUGGAAUCGCAAGGGCAAAGCUCGUGAACCAAGUGGCGUGGCUGCAUGAGCCAGCUUCACUCCCAUGUUUCAGAAUCUUACAGAGAGUUUUGUAGAAGUGUGGAGAGAUCUCUUCCAAUACCUGCAUUCGAAUAGAAAUCAUCUUGUAGAAAUGGAGGAGCAACCUUGUUUCAAUCUCAAGUAAUACUUGCUCUGAAACAGUUCUAUUUAAUAAAUUAGACCAAGCUUUUACUUUC